GGAGCCUUUGCGCACUGCCACCUCAAGAAUGUCCCCAAGACCAAAUCAUGACUCCAUACAACAUCCCUUGUAGGUUUCCCAAACCUUGUCCGAACUGCUGCGACACCCUUGGCUUCUUGGCCCAGAAUAUGUCGGCCGCAGCACCUAGAUAAACGAGUUCUAGUCCCACGGCCCCCUCGGCUACUUUCACUCGGUAAGCCUGUGUCGCGUGCUCACCUUCCAGAGAUGCUCGCCGGCGCAAAGACGGUAAACAGCCUCGCUGGAGGCGUCAGGCAUGUUUCCAAGCGACUUGUCGCUUCCUACAUCUUUGACUGGAUUCUCAUAUUAUGCACGGCGGCUGUUGGCGGCGGCUUCAGCCAGAUCGAUGGAAACAGACACGCCUUCUCGUUACAAGACCCCAGCAUAUCGUAUCCUUACCAUAAAGACACCGUUUCCACAGGGGUGCUGGUCAUUGUCGGCCUCGUCGCGCCUGGCGUCAUCACAGCAAUCGUCUCAUUGCUCUUCGUCCCUGGCCCGACGGCCAACAGAUUCACGCCCAAAGCACUGACAUGGCGUCGGAAGAUAUGGGAAUGGAACACUGCGUGGAUGGGCCUUGGACUGGCACUUGCAGGAGCGUUUAUGAUUACAGAAGGUCUGAAGGAUCUGACGGGAAAACCGCGACCAUUCAUGCUUGCUGUAUGCGACCCAGACACCAGCCCCGAAGCGAUUCGAAAGUACCAGAUCGGCGGACUUGGUGCCUCGCUCAGCUCGGCUGUCCCGAUUGUGGUGGACUCGCGCAUCUGUCGGAACACGGACAAGAGCCGUAUGCGCAAUGCCUUUGCUAGCUGGCCCUCAGGCCACUCGAGCUUCAGCUGGGCCGGUCUGCUCUAUCUCACCUUCUUCCUCUGCGCCAAGUUUGCCGUGCAUAUUCCAUUUCUGCCUCAGACAUCUACCUCGUACAGCCGCAGGUAUAUCUCGACCUUUGACGAAGAAAUCGAGCUUGUCCAGAACUACCAGGCAUCUAAGGAAUCCUCCACAUUGUCGAAUGCCUCGAAUACUCGGCGUCCAGCCCCAAUCCGCAAUGAAGCCGCUGCGCCGCCGAUAUAUCUGUUGAUCCUGGCGUUUGUGCCGGUUGGCGUUGCGGCCUUUAUCUCGGUAUCACGAUGGUUUGAUUACAGACACCACGGCCUCGACAUACUCUCCGGCUCACUCAUCGGUAUCUUCAUGGCCUGGUUCGGCUUUCGAUGGUACCAUUUGCCUAUUCGUGGAGGGAGCGGGUGGGCUUGGGGUGCCAGGAGUCGCGGUCGCGCUUUUUGGGUGGGAGUCGGCCGUCCCAAUUAUGUCGGAGACGAAGGAUGGGAAUCAGCAAGGGCGGCACAUCAACAUGACCUGGAAGCCUCGUACCAACAGCACAUGACCGGACCCGGCCUACCUGAUCAGCGUGAUGGGACAGCAACAGAAGCACCAAACGGAGAAGCUAUGCAGAUGAACGGUCUACAAGCCGGAACCGACAGAGGGAGAACUGUGGGCGUCGUAUGAGCAAAGGCCAGAUUUCGAUGAAGGGUUAUUCAUGAAGAUUAUGUUGCGUUGACGAGGGUGUGGGCGGCUAGUGUGCUCAGAGCAUCGACCGGCAUAACGCAUGGCCCUGUCUCUCAGGCAAUUGAUACCGCGCCUCUCUUGCUCAGAGGAGCACCAUACUAUGUUGCUCGCCGAGCACCGCCCAAUACCAAGAAAAGCUCGUCCACUACCACCUUACUUAGCGGGACAUAUUUGCCUUUGUACGAUAAUUGAACGGCGAAAUUGCACCAGGCUGGCACCAGCCAUUCCUUGCGGACAGACAAAUUAAUGAUUAGGAGUACUACUAUGCUCGAUGCUGCCA
Messenger RNA from Exophiala dermatitidis NIH/UT8656, 1858 nucleotides. RefSeq lists its product as uncharacterized. Bases 226 to 1518 code for a protein of 430 amino acids. The record is from RefSeq and is a predicted model, not a curated record. Gene Ontology annotation, molecular function: phosphatidate phosphatase activity. The transcript has 2 exons. Gene Ontology annotation, biological process: phospholipid metabolic process. Lineage: Eukaryota; Fungi; Ascomycota; Eurotiomycetes; Chaetothyriales; Herpotrichiellaceae.